AUGGGACAGAAUCAAGGUAGGGCUGGGGAGCAACAGGGGACACUGGAGGAAAAGGAACCCGGCCCAAACCCAGGGGGUAGCAAGAAGGAAGGAAACGCAAGCGAGGCGACCCACGGAGAGGUGGAGGAUGCCGCAGGACUGGUUAGGGAAAGGCUGGAUGGGAGCCCAGGCACAGAGCCAGCAUCACCUACUCUGAAGCUGGAUACUCACUCUCAGAAAAAAGGGGCCCCUCCUAUAGACUGGGAAUGGAUACAGGGAGGGGAUGGAGAACGAGAGGGAGGCAGGACUGAAGUUCGAGGCUUGCAGAGGCUGAACAAUAUUAGAGUCGCUAAGAGAGGCACGUUGAGCAGUGAAGCAGCUGGGUCUUUGAAACCAGAGUGCACAUCUGUAGUGGAAACAAGCAAAAAGAUGGACUUCAAGGACUCAUCAAAUGACUGGAAGGACAACAUCCAGGAUCUUGCAUGGGACUCUUCUAACAGGGUGCAGAGCGCUGUUCAUUUUCAUCAGUCCAGUUCAUCAAUUGAUGAGGAGAUGAGUGCCACCUCAGAGGUUACAGGCAGCUUUAAGAAACAGGACGGAAGCAGAAUAAAAGAUUUUUUGCCUGAUCAUGGCAUCAAUGCUUUAACUGUCACAGAGGAUUUACAUGAUGAUUUUUUUCCAUUUGAAGUGCCUAUUCCGAAGUCUGAGGAACCAACCCGAGCUGCGGAGAAGCACAAUCUAGACACAUUGAAUGCUCAAUUAGAGAAGAAUUUUCCUGGAGAAAAUCCACUACCACCAGACAGAUCUUCUGCCUUAAAGCCCUGUGAACCAAGCUUGGCUAAAAAAGAUGGAGAAAAAUUAUCACUUUCUACUUCUUCUGAAGACAACCUACCAUUCAAAUGGAGAGAAUCUGACUGCCAGGACACUAAUGUUCCUUUUAAAACGGGUAGUUCAGGAGAACAUGCGCAUGCAGGAAUAUCAGAACAAAUGCAUGGAACGGGGAUGCCAUUUCUUGCAAUGACCUAUGACCUGCGCAAUAGAUCAGAGCUUAAAACAACAGAAAAGAUAUCACCAAACAGUGAGGAUAUCUGCAAAUUCACCACCACUGUGGAGAGUAAAACGAUGGAUAACUGUGGAAACAUAGAAGAUCACCAGGCUGCAGAUAGUAUUAUAGAGAAUAGUGAUGUGACAGCGAGGAGCAUGACUAAGCAAGAUUCCUCAGUGAUAGGCCUUGCAUUCUACAAAAGUUCAACUAUAGCAGAGUUCGAAGAAGAGGAGAAGCACUUGUCUAAGCCAGAGUCUGACACACUAAAGAAUAAUCCAGAGAGAAAACCUGACAUCUCAUACGAUGCAGUAGAAGUGUAUAAAGAGGCCAAAGAAAAUCCUGAUUAUUAUUUCUCAACAGAAACAACCAAAGUCCAAACUGAGGAAAUUCCUAAGCAGUUUUUGACAGUGGUGACUGGACAGUCAGAAAAACUGUCAUUCCCUGACAUGACAAAGUCCAUUACAGGUGAAACAGAACCCCACCUGGCAUCGUAUGCCGCCUUGGAAUCUCAGGAUGCUUUUGAUAGGGAGAGAGAAAUGUUUUCCAACCAAGACAGAGCUAAGGGAAACACUAACACAGAAAGAAAUUUGGACGAGCGAUCAAUUGUAAUGUUCGAGAGAUAUAGAGACAAAUCCUCUGGUGUGAUGACAUCAUCAGAGAGGGACAGAGUUAAUCAGAGUGUUGACAAAAACCUCACUUCAGUAACUGACAGUCAUCAGGAAGCAGCUGUAUCCAUUUGUGACUCCGAGCUCAGCUCGGUCUUCGAGAAUCCUGUGGGUCAUGAAGAAAGCGAGCCAUCGCAGUCACAAGUAGAAUCAAACAGUUAUGUAGCUUUGAGUGAAAUUGCAAAACCAAUGGAUGGCCAUGAAGCAAAGACUAUGCCAUGUGAGAAAAAGCUUUGCACUGAAGACCUCAUCAAAGCAUUCACUGGUCCUGUUAAGGAUGUAUUAGAGAACUCUAGGACAGAUAUUGCCACUGGUCUUCUAGAUUCCCCACACAACUCCUGCUCUACACAACAAGAUGCUCACCAAAACAAUGUUACACCGGAAUCCACAGGACAGUCUUCUACUUCUGAACAUGACACUGCUCGACUGAGCCAAACCGAUCAAAGCAUCGUCACAAGGAAUGAUCAGACUCCCGUACCUGCUCAGGAUGGUGUCCCAGCAAGGGAAAAUUUAGAAACCCCUUCAAAAUGCAAGCCUGUGUCAGACCUGAUUAAAGAAACCAUUCAGCUGCAUGAGAAGAUGAAGGAGUGGACCAAACCCGCAGAGUCUAAAGCUGAUGUGGUCUUGGACUCUGCACAGUCUGUCAAAGUGGCGCAGAUGAAGGCUGCAUUCGAUUCGCCAAAAAAGUCUCUGGAAAAAGGUCUGGAAAGAAAAACGUCAGCGAGGAAAGGUAAGACCUAG
Messenger RNA from Silurus meridionalis, 2430 nucleotides. RefSeq lists its product as uncharacterized. The record is from RefSeq and is a predicted model, not a curated record. The transcript has a single exon. Lineage: Eukaryota; Metazoa; Chordata; Actinopteri; Siluriformes; Siluridae. The coding region runs from base 1 to 2430 and encodes 809 amino acids.